Molecule: messenger RNA, 1077 nt
Organism: Trachymyrmex cornetzi
Lineage: Eukaryota; Metazoa; Arthropoda; Insecta; Hymenoptera; Formicidae
Exons: 1
Coding region: 1-1077 (358 amino acids)
Source: RefSeq, a predicted model, not a curated record
AUGAAAGGCAAAAAUAAAGGAGUUCAAGCUCGUAUGCUUCAAGAGAAUCCACGAGCUUUUUUUAUGCCUUGUGGAUGCCAUAGUCUGAAUCUCGUUUUAAGCGACAGUGCUAUUUCUUGCACUGAGUGUGUGACAUUUUUUGGAAUAAUACAAAGGGUCUACACUUUAUUUUCCGCCUCUGUCGGGAGAUGGAAAAUUCUUACAGAUAGUUUGCCAUUCUUGACAGUGAAACCCUUAUGCACUACUCGUUGGGAGAGCAGAAUCAAUUCUUUAAAAUCUUUUCGUUUCCAAAUAGUUGAGAUUCACGAUGCUCUCAUAACACUUAGUGAAAAUGUUUCAUCAGAUGCUGCUAUUAGACAUGAGGCUCAAACAUUAGCAACACAAAUAUGUGACUUCGAGUUCAUAGUCACUCUCGUAAUUUGGUACGACAUUUUACAUCAAGUGAAUAUUGUGAGCAAAAGUAUGCAAUCUAUUAAUAUGGACUUAAACUCUGCUGUAACACUAUUAGAUUCGUGUAUUAAUUAUAUUCGAAAGUAUCGAGUUUCUGGAUUCGAAAGAACAUUAGUAGAUGCUAAACAACUAGCUGAAAACCUUGACGUAGAUGCUGUUUUUGUAGAUAAAAGAGUUCGAAGAAAAAAACGUGCAAUUAUGUACAAGACACCAGAUGAGAUAAUGACUGAUCCACAUGAACGUUUUAAAAUAUGCGUUUUUAAUGUAAUAUUGGAUAAAGCAGAUGUUUCGUUAAACGAACGAUUUAAACAGCUAAAAUCUUUCGAAGAAACUUGGGGGUUUUUAUUUAAAUUAAAAGAUUUGCCGAUAGUCAGUGAGUUGGAGAAAUUGUGUCAAAAUUUGGAAACACAGUUAAGCGAUGAUAUAGACCAAGAUAUAAACGGUAAGGAGUUAUGUGUGGAACUACAGUCGGUAAGUUCCUUAUUUCCCAAAGACGUGAAUACUCCACUGGAAACAUUAAAUUUCAUUCGUAAAAAUAAUCUGGAAAAUACACUACCGAAUGUAUGGAUAGCAUUGAGGAUUUUAUUGACAAUUCCUAUAACAGUUGCUAGUGGGGAACUUCAGUAA